AUGAGAGUGAGUACGAGUGUUUCACUGUUGAAGGAAGGCAUUCCAGUGUACAUCCUAAUCAUCUUGUUCAGUGCUGUAGCCAGUGGUCAGCAAAACAAUGGACUUGCCCUCAACUCCUCCAAAUCCUCCACCAGUUUAUCCUUUGCAUCGUAUUACGGCGGCCAUCCACCACCUCCGCCGGUCCUCAUGGCUGGUCCGCCUCCAACAGCAGCACCCGAAUCCCCACUACCGCCAAUAUUUAGAACGCCUUAUCCGGGUUAUGGAUCACCUCCUGUCUUACGUUCACCGCCAUCAGCUCCACCCGGGCAUGGUGCGCCACCGCAUAGGGGCCAACCAGCUUCAAGACCUCCACCGCCGCCAACAUAUGGAUCUCCUCCACGUCCAUCACCACAACCUCCGCGAGCUGCUCCACCAACUCCACCAGCUUAUCAACCCCCUACGCCGUCACCUCCUCCAUCUCCCCGGAGAGCAGUUCACCCAGCACCGCCGGGAGGUCGACAUGCUCCACCAGUUCACAGCCGACAUGUAAGUCCACCACCUCCAUAUAGGCGUCCAAGCACACCUCACGUGCACAGGCCUUCAGCCCCAACUCAUCGUCCUCCAGUGUCUCAACCACCGCGUAGAAGACCAGUUCGCAGUGCACCUACACCUCCUACUUAUCAACCUCCCCCAGCUCCAAUUUACCACCCUCCAGCUUCUCCACCACCUGCGUAUCCAACACCAAGUCCACCUCCUACAUAUCAACCCCCCUCUCCUCCAACUUUAUCACCACCUCCAUCUUCUCCCCCUCCCCCUCCUAUUUAUCCAUCACCACCACCACCCCCUUCAUAUCCACCACCAACUUCACCACCGCCACCUCCUAGCUGUCAACCUCCACCUUCUCCUCCACCUGCCUAUUUAUUUCCACCACCACCACCUUCUACUUAUCAGCCUCCACAUUCUCCACGACCAAGGUCUCCGCCACCUUCACCUCCUACAUAUCAACCUCCAUCUUCACCACCUCCGACUUAUCCAACACCCGUGCCUCCAACAUAUCAACCUCCACCUUCUCCAUCAUCAUCCCCUCCUCCACCUCCGACUUAUCGACCUCCACCUUCUCCACCACCUUCAUAUCCUUCACCACCUCCACCGCUUAUUUAUCAACCUCCACCUUCUCCACCACCACCACCUCAACCUCCUACAUAUCAACCUCCACCUUCUCCAGCAGUAUCACCCCCUCCACCUCCAACUUAUCAUCCUCCGGCUUCUCCACCACCUUCAUAUCCUUCACCACCACCUCCUAUUUACCAACCUCCACCUUCUCCAUCAUCGUUAACCCCUCCCCCUCCUACUUAUCAUCCUCCACCUUCAUAUCCUUCACCACCACCUCCUAUUUACCAACCUCCACCUCCAACUUAUCAUCCUCCGGCUUCUCCACCACCUUCAUAUCCUUCACAGCCAUCUCCUAUCUACCAACCUCCACCUUCUCUGUCACCAUCACCCCCUUCCCCUCCUACUUAUCAACCUCCACCUUCUCCACCACCCCUAUAUCCUUCACCUCCUCCUCCCCCUCCUGCUUAUUCACCCCCACAUUCUCCACCACCUAUAUAUUCCCCCCCUCCUGUAUCACCACCACCUCCAAGUUAUGAACCUCCGCCAUCUCCACCACCUGCUUAUCUAUCACCACCUCCUUCUCCACCAUCAGUGCCACCUCCACCUCCUUCUUAUCAACCCCCACCUUCUCCACCACCUAUAUAUCCUUCGCCACCUCCCCCGCCUAUUUAUCAACCCCCAACUCCUUCACCACCAUCGCCGCCCCCACCUAUUCCACCACAAACAUCUCCACGUCCCGUAUCAUCACCACCUCCUCCUACUUAUCAACCUCCACCUUCUCCACCGCCUGUAUAUCCUUCAGUGCCGCCUCCACCUCUGCCUCCACCUCUUUAUCAACCCCCACCUCCUUCACUACCUCCGCCUUCUCCACCAUCAUCACCACCUCCUCCGCCUCCAAUAUAUCCGCCUCCAUCUUCACCACCCCCACCUCCGACCUAUCAACCUCUGCCUUCUCCACCACCAACAUAUCCAUCACCACCGCCUCCUACUUAUCAACCCCCAUCUUCUCCAACACCUACAUAUCCACCCCCACCCCCCCCCCCACCCCCAUCACCUACAUAUCGACCUCCACUUUUGCCACCGCCAACAUAUCCAACGCCGACCUCCCCACCCUUGCAAAGGCCACCAACGCCCACACAUCAACCUUCCCCGUCAUCUCCUCCCACUCACACACCUCCAAGAAGGCCUCCUCCUCAACACCGACCACCGGUGCAUAGACCAUCACAUCCAAAACACAGGCAUCCAGUGUCUCCACAAAGACACGUACACCCAUCCCCCCAUACACCUAUAAGGACUCCACCAUCUCGAAGACCACCACCAACUUACCAAUCACCGCCACCAAUAGAGAAGCCUCCAACAUAUCCAGUGCCAGCUACACCAACUUAUCCACAGCCACCAUUACUUCCUACUCCAACUUAUGGACCUGUGUACCCAUCACCACCAAUGGCCUCCAUCCAGUUCCUCCGCCCAUAA
This is a messenger RNA of Rhodamnia argentea, 2565 nucleotides long. RefSeq names its product extensin-like. The transcript has a single exon. Lineage: Eukaryota; Viridiplantae; Streptophyta; Magnoliopsida; Myrtales; Myrtaceae. The coding region runs from base 1 to 2565 and encodes 854 amino acids. The record is from RefSeq and is a predicted model, not a curated record.